AUGUGCAUUGCCGGCCCAAUGAUGAUGGGCACCAUAGCACGAAAUGGGCAAGCGACGAGAACCUUCAGCAUUGCCCAGCGCAUGACAACGGACCCGGUUAAGCCGAUGAACCACCGUGCCUGGAUCCGCUCUAAGGAAGAGCGGCUGCCAUCGAUGGGCAGCACCCGGAGCCGAGUGCUCGGAUCCGGAGGGGCUCGCGCUGGGCUAGCUACUACGUGGGGUGCGAACCCUGCGGUGGCGUCCCUCCGCCUUCAGGAGCAUAGGGCUGCCUGCCAGAUCCCACGCCCCAACGCUGAUGGUGUGCGGAUUAGGCGAGCAUGGUGCCUGCCCAAAGAGCACGACAUCCAUCGAGUGGCACAGGAUAUUGACACUGAUCCAUAUCGCUUCUCGGUCCUUUGGCUGAGAUCAAAGCUUAGCUCUUGUUCUUAUCAAUCCGCUAUUCUUGCAAUAUUAUUAUCUUCACCACGAACAGUACGAAGUCAAAGGCUGACGUUUAUUCUAUACGAAUCGUUCACCUACGACUACCAUCCUCAGUUGCUUGGCAACGAAUGCAGUCACGCUGGACAGAGGUACGAUUUGGAAGGAACAGAAUCUCCUAGGGAGUUAGAUACUAUUUUUCAUGCUAUGAAAUUUUUGAUGAGCUUCUCAUUCACAGCAGCUGAAGAGUUGAGAGAAGUUGCAGAGCGUGAAGCUGUCCUCAUGGCAGAGAAGGAGGAAGCGUGGGAGGAGCAGAAAAUAGCACUAAAGGAAGAACUUGACACACUUCGCGAAAGAAUUACUGUAUCUGCGGAAGCUGGCGAUUCAACUGAAGCGUUCAGAGCACAGAUUGACUCAUUAAGGGAGGAGAACCGCGAGCUAGAAAAGACGAACCGAGAUCGAGACAGAGAGAUGGCCGACUUGAGGGAUAGAUUCGAGAGCCUCGUAAGCAGAGCGGAUAUGCUCACCAGAGAACGUGAUGCACUGGAACAACAUAGGAACCAAAUGGAAGACACGAUUCGUGAACUUCAACGAAGAAUUUCCGCAAAAAGUGAGGAAACGACGAACGAAUGGGAAUCACGAAAGCUGCGUCAAAGAAAUGAACAAGCCGUGACUCUAACUAAGCAGAUGCAUGCUGUCGUGCUCCAAAAUGACGAACUACGUGAAGAAGUGACCCGUGUGGGAGAUGCUCUCGAAGAAGCCACGAGAAUCAUAAAGGAGAGCUCAACUAGGUACGCUGAAUUGACAGCGCAGCACGACGCGACACGAAGGGACCUGCGAGCAAUUUCGGAGGAAAAUGCCAUAAUGAGGGAAAAGUUAGAGGCAAGUAGUACUAUGUUAGCUACGGUGGAGACCGAAGCGAUGGACGUCGAGCAGUCAACGGCGGCUAAAUUGCGGGAAAUGAACAACCGGAACAGAGAGCUGAGGGAAGAGCUCUACGCUACACAAAGAGAACUAGAAGAAAUUCGUCAACUAGCCGACUCGAUGAAUCAUGAGGAAAAGGAAGCAGAACUGGAGAAGCUAAGAAGUGAACUGAUAGAAGCAACUAAAACAGCUCGGUCGUUGUACGGCGAACUAACCUCCAAGAGUUCCACCGAUCCUACAGUGGCGUUCCAGCUUCGAAUAAUGCAACUGGAAUCUCAUCUUGAACAAUCAAACGAAAAGAUCGCCGCACAAAAGAAAGCUCUUGAAGAACUCGAGGACACUUUAGUGAGCAAGGAUAAACUGCAUGGAGAAAUUGCGGCCGAGUUGGAGAGGCUCAGAGAGGUUGGUAGGAUUACAGCUGCCUAA
This is a messenger RNA of Necator americanus (New World hookworm), 1767 nucleotides long. RefSeq lists its product as uncharacterized. The transcript is spliced from 16 exons. Lineage: Eukaryota; Metazoa; Nematoda; Chromadorea; Rhabditida; Ancylostomatidae. Bases 1 to 1767 code for a protein of 588 amino acids. The record is from RefSeq and is a predicted model, not a curated record.